Gigantopelta aegis is the source of this 368-nucleotide messenger RNA. RefSeq names its product perlucin-like. Bases 8 to 310 code for a protein of 100 amino acids. Gene Ontology annotation, molecular function: signaling receptor activity. The transcript is spliced from 2 exons. Lineage: Eukaryota; Metazoa; Mollusca; Gastropoda; Neomphalida; Peltospiridae. The record is from RefSeq and is a predicted model, not a curated record.
CGAAAGCAUGGAUUCCUACCUUGUUGUCAUAACGUCAGCUCAAGAAGACAAAUUCAUCCGGGAACAUCUGUUACGGAAAGCAACGAGUGACCAAUACUGGAUCGGGGCAAACGAUGUAUUAGCUGAAGGUCACUUUCGGUGGAUGUCGAAAACACCACCUGAAGAUGUGACCUACAUCAACUGGUAUUCAGGUGAACCCAAUAAUGACGGCGGCAAAGGGAAUUGCGUAGUACUAGGGACAGUCCAAGGAUUCUUUUGGAAUGAUAUCGUCUGUACGAUCGACGCAGGAUUUAUUUGUGAACAGAAUUAAAUGUGCAUAGGGGUGGGACGUAGCCCAGAGGUAAAGCGCUCGCUUGAAGCGCGGUACA